GAAUGAACAAUAGCAUGAAUGAAUAAAUAAGUCCUAAAAAUUGCCAUUUGUCUUUAAAAAAAAAUUUGCAGACGGAUCAGAGGCAUGACGCAGCGGCGGUAGUCCACCCUCCCAUGAAGCCCAACACCACAGCUUAAAAAAAUCCUAGGAGAAACCAUGUAUAUGCAGUGAAAAUUCACACAGGAGUUGCUGUCGACCACAACUCCCGGAAGUAACGCGCACUCGCACAACGUAGUCAACUCUAGUGUUUGCCCGCUUCCUGAUUUCCUAUUUUUUUGCAUGUUUGUCGCACAUAAAUGUUUCAGAUCAUCAAACAAAUGUAAAUAUUAGUCAAUGACAACACAGUCAAUGACAAAAAGCAGUUUUAAAAUUAAACUUGAUUAUUAAGGGAGGAAAAAACCUACUGUGUGAAAAAGUGAUUGCCCCCUAAAUAACUAAACAACUGGUUGGGCCACCCUUAGCAGCAAUAACUGCAAUUAAGCGUUUGUGAUAACUUGCAAUGAGUCUCCUAAAGCGCUGUGGAGGAAUUUUGGCCCCACUCAUCUUUGUAAACUUGUAAUUCAGCCACAUCGGAGGGUUUUCGAGCAGGAACUGCCUUUUUAAGGUCAUGCCACAGCAUCUCAAUAGGAUUCAGUUCAGGACUUUGACUCGGCCACUCCAAAGGGGUGGACUUCCUGGUGUGUUUUAGAGGAUUGCCUUGAUGCAGAACCCAAGUUGGUUUCAGCUUGAGGUCACAAACAUUCUCCUUGAAGAUUUUUUGGUAGACAGCAGAAUUCAUGGUUCCAUUUACUGAGACAAGUGAGUUCUUUGGAUGUUUUUGAAGGGUCUUUUGUGUCUUUUGUGACCUCUUGGAUGCGCUCUUGAGAUAAUUUUGGUUGGCCGGCCACUUCCUGGGAAGGUUCACCACUGUGCCAUGUUUUCUCCAUUUGUGGCCCUUCACACAGGGCCAUGCAGGUAUGAAUUUUUUGUCUUCCUUAAUAAUAAAAAGUUUCUAGAAAAUUCACAUUCCUCACUUUACGAAUCUAUCUUACUCAUCAACAAUUUUAGCACCUUCUCAGACUGCACCAUUAACUGGUCUAAAUCCACAUUAUUGCCCAUUAAUUUGGGUUUCCAGAGCACCUCCUCUAUACCACUGCAUUCAGAGAAUGCAGGGAUUGCUGGAGCGGGGUACACCCUGGACUGGUCGCCAGCCAAUCAUAUAGACAAACAACCAUUCACACUCACAUUCAUACCUAUGGACAAUUUUAGAGUCUCCAAUUAACCUAACAUGCAUGUUUUUGAAAUGUGGGAGGAAACCGGAGUACCCGGAGAAAACCCACAAGAACAUGCAAAUUCCACACAGAAAUGGCCAAGGGAGAAUCGAACCCGAUCUCCAGACUGUUACUGUGUUGGCCAACGUGCUAACCACUGGACCACCGUGCGGCCUUCCUCCAACCUGUCAGACCUGAAUUAUACUCCACCAUUGAAAUCAAUCAAAUGCGUUGGAGAACCUUUCCCAUCUCACUUAUUGGCAGAGUAUCCACCGUGAAAAUGAUGAUCUUACCAAGGGUUAAUUCUCUGUUUUCCAUGAUCCCCACCAAACACUCUAUAACAUGGUUCAAAUCAUUAGAUUCAUAUAUUAAUACAUUUCUUUAGGGAGAGACAUCCUUCUGCUGGUACGUAGCUUAGAAAAGGCCACUCUUAAAUUAGCAGAUUUAAGGAACCACCUCAGAUUUAAUCUUAGAUGCAGGCAGAGUAGGUUAAUCCCCAAAUGCAUGAGGCAAGCGUCCCUUGAGCAAGGACACUUGGCAAGAAAAAUGCAACAAAACUACAUCAGAAAAAUACAGAAUUUGAGAAUUAGGAGGCUUAACAUAGAGAUAAAAAAUAAACAGUCUGAAGUAGAAACCUUCUAUCAGAGAUUGCAAACCAAGCUUACGCACGAAACCUAUCAGGAGGUUUGUGAAUUUACCAAAUCAGGUUAUAUGAAGCACCAUAGCAAAACCAAAGAAAGGCAUAAGGGAAAAUUCCAGAAACUUCUAUUGGAAAAUCGACCACAGCUUGUCGUAAACACUAAGGAUGGGGGGAAUCAGACCAAUACUAAAGAAAAUUGGAUCAAAAAUCUGUCAGACAGAAGCCUCUCGGAGACAGAGAAGGCAGUAUUAACCAAGGGUCUCAACUUCUCAGUGACUCCUAAAACGAUACCCACAGUAGACUAUAUCACAGCAGCUGAAUCGGCCAUCAGGAACAAUAACCUUUCUAGAACAGAGGCAGGGGACCUUCGUCUGAGAAUAUCGGCCCUUCUCAGUAGUGCCAAACCACCACCGUCCAAUAUCACGUUAGGUGAGAGGAAAGCAUUAGCGGCUCUGCAGAAAGAUGAGAGCAUCACCAUCUUACCAGCUGAUAAGGGCAGAUGCACAGUGGUUCUCAACACAUUGGACUACGAAGAAAAAAUAACAAGUCUAAUUAGUGAUGCCAACACAUAUGAGCAACUUAAAAGGGACCCAUCCAGUAGGUAUAAGAAAGAAAUCAUACACUGUCUCCAAAAGUUAGAGAAGGAAGAACUAAUUGACAGACAGAUGUAUCAUAGGUUAUACCCUGGGGAGGCUACACCAUGUAUCUAUGGCCUUCCAAAAAUCCACAAGGAAGGGUUUCCCCUCAGACCCAUUGUCUGUAGCAUUGACUCUACCACGUACAAUGUAGCGAAAUAUGUAAAAACAGUCUUAUCCCCAUUGGUAGGCAACACUGAUCAUCAUAUAGAGAACACAAAAGGGUUUGUGGCGAGCAUCAAAGACCUCAGAUUGGAGCCAGAGGAAACUUUGGUGUCUUAUGAUGUGACUUCACUUUUCACAUCUGUCCCCACCUCAGCAGCAGUCUCGGUGGUGAGGAAGAGACUGCUCGAGGACUCAACUCUGCAUCGGAGAACAAAACUUAGUGCUGACCACAUCUGCCAAUUACUGGAAAUUUGCCUUAACACCACAUAUUUUCAGUUUAGAGGGAAAUUCUACAGACAAAUUCAUGGUUGUGCUAUGGGCUCACCAGUCUCACCCAUAGUGGCGAAUCUGUACAUGGAAGAGAUGGAGAAACAGGCUCUCACAUCCUUCUCAGGGACAAAACCAAGGCACUGGUUUAGAUACGUGGAUGACACCUUUGUCAUAAUCAAAAAACAAGAAAUUCAGUCUUUCACAGAUCACAUCAAUGCGGUGGACACCAAUAUCAAAUUUACUCGCGAGGACACUAAAGAAAACCAACUAGCCUUCUUAGACUGCAAGGUAAUUAUAGGAAAGGACAGACAGCUACUUACAGAGGUCUUUAGAAAGGCCACACACACUGACCAAUACCUGCUUUUUGAAUCAAACCAUCCACUACAACAUAAACUAGGGGUUAUUAGGACCCUCCAACAUAGAGCGGAACAAAUACCAACUAGUGCUGAGGGAAAGAAAAAGGAGACACAACAUGUCCAGAGAGCGCUCUCAACCUGUGGGUACCCACGGUGGGCUUUUAACAAAUGUCAAAAGAAGAGAGUAGGGAAAGAAACCCAAAAGCCCACAGAAGCAAAAAGGAGAGGAGUGGUAGUCCCUUAUGUAGCGGGGGUCUCCGAAAAACUCCAGAGGAUCUUAUGGCAACACAAAAUUCCUACCUAUUUCAAACCAGUAAAUACCCUGAGACAAAAAUUAGUGCAUCCUAAAGACAAGGCUCCAAACCAGAAACAGAGCAAUGUGGUCUAUUCCAUCCACUGUAAAGAUGAGGAAUGCAAAGAGCACUACAUUGGGGAAACUAAGCAAAUGCUCCAAAAAAGGCUUUAUCAACAUCGCAGGGACAAUGCUAGUGGUCCUAAAUCAGCAGUACAUCUACACCUGAAAGCUACCAAUCACUCUUUUCAGGACAGCGAGGUUAAGAUUUUGGCCAAAGAAAACAGAUGGUUUGAAAGAGGAGUUAAGGAAGCUAUUUUUGUCAAACAACAGAACCCAUCAUUGAAUCGGAAUGGUGGUUUGAGGUUUAAUUUGGACCCUGUGUUCAGCAGGUUACUGAGACCAAAACCCACAGCUCUUAGUCUUGCAAAUGAGGUGAAGGCAGGGCCGAGCCAGAACAAUAGAUGCUAACAAGCCAGUAUCAGAGUCGUUCAUACCCAAUUCAGGGAGCGACACUUCCCUUUUAUCGUAGGUGUGAAUAACAGGAUAGGAUUAUACCACUGCUCCGCCCAGGCUUAGUGUAACGAACCAAUAGGAGGAGGGUGUUGGCACACCAAUUCCGCCCACUCUUACUGUAUUUAAGGCCUAAGCUACCAGCACUUAUUAGUUUGCUGACGAAGCUCUUCGGAUGAGGAGCGAAACGUCCGACACCUUCUACACAGAAGUACAGAUGACGUCUCAAGAAGCCUUUUCCUCGAUUUCUUUAGAAAAACAAGCCAGCACAAAUAAGUCUCAGAACGUUACAAAAUGGAAUGUGGGGUCUUAGAACUCCCAAAUUUCUCCAACUGCUUCCUUGCAAACAGGCUACAGUAUAUCUUAAAAUGGAUCAAACCUAACCCAUUGGAUUAUUUAUGGGUAGACAUUGAACUUGGACCAAGAAAUCCCCAGUUUUAACUUGCCCUUCAAAUCCUAAAAUGGCUUUAGCUGCAGGGUCCCCUUGUUGGAGACUACACCACACACACACACACACACACAGUCACACACCCUCCCACUCAUCAAGGGCAGGUUUGUCAGCACAUUUUUUCCAAAAUUGCUGGGUGCGUAGGUAUUGAA
Dunckerocampus dactyliophorus (ringed pipefish) is the source of this 4721-nucleotide messenger RNA. RefSeq lists its product as uncharacterized. The record is from RefSeq and is a predicted model, not a curated record. Lineage: Eukaryota; Metazoa; Chordata; Actinopteri; Syngnathiformes; Syngnathidae. The coding region runs from base 1755 to 4079 and encodes 774 amino acids. The transcript has a single exon.